Pseudophryne corroboree (corroboree frog) is the source of this 1490-nucleotide messenger RNA. RefSeq names its product cytokine receptor like factor 3 (gene CRLF3). Lineage: Eukaryota; Metazoa; Chordata; Amphibia; Anura; Myobatrachidae. Gene Ontology annotation, molecular function: protein binding. The transcript has 8 exons. Bases 131 to 1447 code for a protein of 438 amino acids. The record is from RefSeq and is a predicted model, not a curated record.
GACUGGUAGUUCUAGGAGUUUCUGCUUCCGCCGUUGCUGAGAGCAGCUCAGGGCAGGCGGCAGAGCGGGUUGUUUCACACACGGCUUAGAGCUGGCGGCUGCAGUUUGUUCGCGGAGUUCGGAGGGAGCGAUGGAGGAGGCCGAGCUGGAUGACCUCCUCCUGGAGGCCAAGGAGAGCAUGGAGGCAGCCAAGAACUACAAGAGAGAGUUGCAACAGAGACUGCAGGGGCUAACCCAGGCCAGGAGACAGAUAAAUGAGAGCGCAGCUCAGACACGGGAGACUCUGCAGCAACAUUUCCAGGACAUGAAGAGUGGGGUGUCCAAGAUGCUGGAUGAAAGGCUGCUCAUGCUCAUGCAACAAGUGGAUGCCAUUGAGCGCGAGAAUAUUAAACCAUUAGAGGAUUGUCAGAAACUUCUGGAACAUGGUGUCAGCACAGCAGAGGAUCUGCUGAAAGAAGGAGAGGUUGCUGUGUCCUGCAAAAUUGGGGAACAUGAGAACCUGUGUAAUUUUACUAACAAAGCUCUUCACAUCCAGUUGGACAGUUUGCCAGAGGUCCCCUUGCUGGUGGAAGUCCCCUGUCUCUCCGCUCAAAUGGACGACUCGUUCCUCUCUAUAGCUAGAGAUCACAUCUCCAAACAUGGCACAGUGGCAUCUAGGCCUCCGGUACAAAUAGAAGAGCUGAUUGAGAGACCUGGGGGUAUUUUGGUGAAAUGGUGCAAGGUGGACGACGACUUUUUGGCCCAGGAUUACCGACUGCAGUAUCGCAAAAAUUCCUCUGCCCAUUUUGAGGACGCAUAUGUGGGCUCUGAGUGCGAAUUCAUAGUGCUACAAAUCGACCCCAAUGUAGACUAUCAGUUCAGGGUAUGUGCCCGAGGAGAUGGGCGCCAGGAAUGGAGCCCAUGGAGUGUGCCACAGCUUGGCCAUACCUGUCUCAUUCCACAUGAGUGGAAUCCUGGAUUAGAAGGCUACAGUCUGAGUAGCAGGAGAAACAUUGCUCUGAGAAAUGAUACAUUUUGCCAUGGUGUCCUCUACUCCAAAACAGCCACAUAUUUUCCUGGUCAGACACUGACAUUUAGGGUGGAGACUGCCGGACAGCCAGAUAAGAGGGACAGUAUUGGAAUUUGUGUGGAGAAAGAGAGUGGAUAUGAAUCCUUACAGAGAGACAAGGCUGUAUGUAUUAGCACAAGUGGGGCUGUGUUUGUGAAUGGUAAGGAGAUGACCAACCAGUUGCCUCCUGUCUCGCCCGGGUCCACAAUCACAUUUGAUAUGGAGAUUGUCAAUUUAGGACCCACAAACAACAAUGAUGUUCUGUACCACAGACACAGGGUGACUAUUGGUUCCAACAACAGGGAGGUGGUCUUUGAUUGGUUGUUGGAGCAAUCUUGUGACUCUCUGUAUUUUGGAUGCUCGUUUUUCCACCCCUGUUGGAAGGUUUUGGUGUUUUAAUUAAUCAGUAUUUCAAAAAGACUGAUCAAUGCUGUCCUGAGAA